This is a messenger RNA of Oryzias melastigma (Indian medaka), 1413 nucleotides long. It is a transcript of the gene mdh1ab, whose product is annotated as malate dehydrogenase 1Ab, NAD (soluble). Bases 129 to 1130 code for a protein of 333 amino acids. The transcript is spliced from 9 exons. NCBI's taxonomy places the organism in Eukaryota, Metazoa, Chordata, Actinopteri, Beloniformes, Adrianichthyidae. Gene Ontology annotation, molecular function: L-malate dehydrogenase (NAD+) activity. Gene Ontology annotation, cellular component: cytosol; mitochondrion. The record is from RefSeq and is a predicted model, not a curated record. Gene Ontology annotation, biological process: tricarboxylic acid cycle; oxaloacetate metabolic process; malate metabolic process.
UCCCAUGACGCCUUUCGGUAAAUGCCGCGAGACUGUUCCAAAUGUCGUGAUGAACAGAGGCUUUAAAGAGGCGUGAACGCCGGCUCAAUCCAGACGUGGGGGAGAACAGUUCGAGUCGGGAUCCAGAGAUGGCUGAGCCGAUCAGAGUUCUGGUGACCGGUGCUGCCGGACAGAUCGCCUACUCCCUGCUGUUCAGCAUCGCCAAAGGAGAUGUUUUUGGCAAAGAUCAGCCAAUCGUCCUGCUGCUUCUGGACAUUACUCCCAUGCUGCCGGUCCUGGAGGGGGUCGUCAUGGAGCUGCAGGACUGUGCCCUCCCACUUCUGAGAGAGAUCGUCGCGACUGAUAAAGAGGAGGUGGCCUUCAAGGACCUGGAUGCGGCCAUCCUGGUGGGCUCCAUGCCCAGGAGGGAGGGCAUGGAGAGGAAGGACCUGCUGAAGGCCAACGUGGCCAUCUUCAGGAGCCAGGGAGCGGCUCUGGACAAGCACGCCAAGAAGACGGUGAAGGUCCUGGUGGUGGGAAACCCCGCCAACACCAACUGCCUGAUCGCAGCCAAGUCUGCCCCCUCCAUCCCCAAAGAGAACUUCUCCUGCCUGACCCGUCUGGACCACAACCGGGCCUGCUCCCAGGUGGCCAUGCGCUGCGGAGUUCCCGCCACGCACGUGAAGAACGUCAUCAUCUGGGGGAACCACUCGUCCACUCAGUACCCCGACGUCCACCACUGCAAGGUCAGCGUGUCGGGCGGCGAGCUGGCCUGCUUCGACGCCGUCAAGGACGACAGCUGGCUGAAAGGAGACUUCAUCGCUACGGUGCAGCAGAGGGGCGCCGCCGUCAUCAAAGCCAGGAAACUGUCCAGCGCCAUGUCUGCCGCCAAGGCCAUCUGCGACCACAUGAGGGACCUGUGGUCAGGAACGGCGGAGGGCGAGUUCAUCUCCAUGGGUGUCUACUCCACUGGAAACCCCUACGGGGUCCCAGAAGACCUCAUCUACUCAUUCCCUGUCCAGAUCAAGGAUAAAUCCUGGAAAAUCGUGGACAGUCUGGCCAUCAACGACUUCUCCAAGUCAAAGAUGGACGCCACAGCGGCGGAGCUGAUGGAGGAGCGGGACACGGCGGUGGCGUUCCUGGCUGCGUGACAGAACCCAGCAGGACCAGAACCCAGAACUCCAGACGCACGCCUGUGACGUCCGCGGGCCGACGGAUCCGUAUUUGUGUUUGAUCAGAGACGUGUCGGUAGAAAACCUAAAGAUGUCUUCACUGGGGAUGACCCGUGCACGUCUUCACGCACGAGCAGCCUGACGUCCACCUGUUACGGCUCCUCCUGCUGGGGGGUCAAUGGAUAACUGUUACAUGGAGUCAACGACGCACUGAGUCCUUCACUGAGAUGAAAAACCUCUACAAUAAAAAUGUCAAACGGUU